GGUGCGCACCGAAGGUUGGCCGGGCCGGCGGGCCGUCUCUCCGGUGUGGAUCAUAGGAUGCGCUCACCCUUUAAAGGGUCGGUCUUCCGCCCGCCAUGCAUCCGUUUACCCUCGCAUUACUUUUCUCAAAGUCCUCCUGCUCGUUGCGCCGUUGUAAGCUGUCGCCAUGUCGGUCAAAAUCACGGGUUUCGAGACGCACGACGUCCGCUUCCCCACCUCCCUCACGGGCGACGGCACGGACGCCAUGAACACGGACUGCGACUAUUCGUCCGCGUACGUCACGCUCAAGACCUCGUCGGAUCUCGUCGGCCACGGCAUGACCUUCACCAUCGGCCGCGGGAACGACAUCGUCUGUACGGCCAUCCAGGAGCUCUCCCGCCGCCUCGUCGGCAAGGACGUCGAGGAGCUUUUCGCGAACAUGGGAAAUACGUGGGAAUACCUGUGCUCGGACCCCCAACUGCGAUGGAUCGGUCCGGAGAAGGGCGUCAUCCACAUCGCUCUGGGCGCCGUCGACAAUGCACUGUGGGACAUGUACGCCCGUUCGCGGAACAAGCCGCUCUGGAAGCUCAUCGUCGACAUGACCCCUGAAGAGCUCGUCUCCGCGACCGCUUUCCGGUACAUCACCGACGCAAUCACGCCCACGGAGGCGCUCGCGAUGCUCAAGGCGAAGGAGGCCACCAAGGCAGAGCGCGAGGCGACCGUCCGCGAGCGCGGCUACCCCGCGUACGUCACCAGCGCGGGCUGGCUCGGCUACACCGACGAGAAGGUCGCGCGCCUCACGCGCGAGGCCGUCGCCCAGGGCUUCAACCACUUCAAGAUGAAGGUCGGCGCGAACCGCGACUCCGACUUGAAAAGGGGAAAGAUUAUCAGGAGUAUUAUUGAUGACCCGCAGUACCUCCCUGAGGGCACGACCCCGCGCGACCCGAAUGGCCCCGAUUUGAAGGGGAAGAACGCGGGCCCGACGGGGAGCGUGCUCAUGAUCGACGCGAACCAGGUGUGGGACGUCCCACAGGCGAUCGAGUAUGUGAAGAGUCUGGAGGAGAUCAAGCCUUGGUUCAUCGAAGAGCCCACAGCACCUGACGACAUCCUCGGCCACGCCGCCAUCCGCAAGGCCCUCAAGCCCCAUGGGAUCGGCGUCGCGACCGGUGAGCAUGCCCACAACCGCAUGGUCUUCAAGCAGCUCCUUCAGGCGGAGGCGAUCGACGUCUGCCAGAUCGACUCGUGCCGCCUGGCGGGCGUCAGCGAGGUCCUCAGCGUCCUGCUCAUGGCCGCCAAGUUCGGCGUAACGGUGUGCCCCCACGCUGGCGGCGUCGGUCUGUGCGAGUAUGUUAUCCAUUUGAGCUUGAUUGACUACAUCGCAGUUUCCGGCUCGAUGGAGCGCAAUGUGCUCGAGUUCGUUGACCAUCUGCACGAGCACUUCCUCUACCCCUGCUCAAUCAACAAGAACGGGCGGUACAACGUACCGAGCAGCUCAGCUGAGGGUUACAGCAUUGAGAUGCACAAGUCGAGCAUUGCGGAGUACGAAUGGCCGCAUGGGUCGUACUGGGUCAACUCUCCGAAGAAGGCCCAAUAGCUGCCUUCGUACGUAUGUGUAUAGAGCUGGUCGAUGGUCGAGAAGAAAACCGUAAUGCAGUAGUUGAGCGUCGCUGUAUCAAUAUCAUGGUCAUUGUAUCUCCGUCUGGGAAUCGAGUACCAUUCAACAACACACCGUAGCGGACCG
This is a messenger RNA of Rhodofomes roseus, 1720 nucleotides long. RefSeq names its product enolase C-terminal domain-like protein. Gene Ontology annotation, biological process: amino acid catabolic process; carbohydrate catabolic process. Bases 167 to 1573 code for a protein of 468 amino acids. The record is from RefSeq and is a predicted model, not a curated record. The transcript is spliced from 7 exons. Lineage: Eukaryota; Fungi; Basidiomycota; Agaricomycetes; Polyporales; Fomitopsidaceae. Gene Ontology annotation, molecular function: L-fuconate dehydratase activity; magnesium ion binding.